This is a messenger RNA of Closterium sp. Naga37s-1, 1950 nucleotides long. The record is from the annotation of a GenBank genome assembly. Lineage: Eukaryota; Viridiplantae; Streptophyta; Zygnematophyceae; Desmidiales; Closteriaceae.
AUGGAGCCCCAAAGUUUCAUGUACGCUUGCAUGUUGGAUUACGUGUCGGAUUGUGUGUUGGAUUGCGUGUUGGAUUGCGUGUCGGAUUGCGUGUUGGAUUGCGUGUUGGAUUGCAUGUCGGAUUGCGUGUUGGAUUGCGUGUUGGAUUGCGUGUUGGAUUGCAUCGCGCGUUGGAUAGAUCGCGCGUUGGAUCGCACGUUGGAUUGCGCGUUGGAUCGCACGUUGGAUUGCGCGUUGGAUCGCGCGUUGGAUGGAUCGCGCGUUGGAUGGAUCGCGCGUUGGAUGGAUCGCGCGUGUUGGAUCGCGUGUGUUGGAUCGCGUGUUGGAUCGCAUGUUGGAUCGCAUGUUGGAUCGCGCGUUGGAUCGCGUGUUGGAUUGCUCGUUGGAUUGCGUGUUGGAUUAGGUGUGGAUUGCGUGUUGUAUUGCGUGUUGGAUUGCGUGUUGGAUCGCGAGUUGGAUCGCACGUUGGAUUGCGCGUUGGAUCGCACCUUGGAUUGCGCGUUGGAUCGCACGUUGGAUAGAUCGCGCGUUGGAUGGAUCGCGCGUUGGAUGGAUCGCGCGUUGGAUGGAUCGCGUGUGUUGGAUCGCGUGUGUUGGAUCGCGUGUUGGAUCACAUGUUCAGGCAUCAAGAUCAGCGUCAGCCUGGGUGGUGUCAGCAGUGAGCUGUGCGCGGCGCACGCCCCAGAAGGCGGGCGGGUUGAGGCCACGGCGCACAGCCGUGAAGCGCCACCCCACGUGCAUGCCGCAGCGCCCACAGUGCGCUAUGGUCCACGCGUACCUGCGCCAAUGCCGGAGGGUGGGGAGCGGUGGGGCGAUGCUGUGCUGUGUGAUGCUGUGCUGUGUGAUGCUGUGCUGUGUGAUGCUGUGCUGCGUGAUGCUGUGCUGUGUGAUGCUGUGCGGUGUGAUGCUGUGCUGUGUGAUGCUGUGCUGUGUGAUGCUGUGCUGUGUGAUGCUGUGCGGUGUGAUGCUGUGCGUUGUGAUGCUGUGCUGUGUGAUGCUGUGCUGUGUGAUGCUGUGCUGUGUGAUGCUGUGCGGUGUGAUGCUGUGCUGUGUGAUGCUGUGCGGUGUGAUGCUGUGCGGUGUGAUGCUGUGCUGUGUGAUGCUGUGCGUUGUGAUGCUGUCCGGUGUGAUGCUGUGCUGUGUGAUGCUGUGCGGUGUGAUGCUGUGCGGUGUGAUGCUGUGCGUUGUGAUGCUGUGCUGUGUGAUGCUGUGCUGUGUGAUGCUGUGCUGUGUGAUGCUGUGCUGCGUGAUGCUGUGCUGUGUGAUGCUGUGCGGUGUGAUGCUGUGCUGUGUGAUGCUGUGCUGUGUGAUGCUGUGCUGUGUGAUGCUGUGCUGUGUGAUGCUGUGCUGUGUGAUGCUGUGCGUUGUGAUGCUGUGCUGUGUGAUGCUGUGCUGUGUGAUGCUGUGCUGUGUGAUGCUGUGCGGUGUGAUGCUGUGCUGUGUGAUGCUGUGCGGUGUGAUGCUGUGCGGUGUGAUGCUGUGCUGUGUGAUGCUGUGCGUUGUGAUGCUGUGCGGUGUGAUGCUGUGCUGUGUGAUGCUGUGCUGUGUGAUGCUGUGCUGCGUGAUGCUGUGCUGUGUGAUGCUGUGCUGUGUGAUGCUGUGCGGUGUGAUGCUGUGCUGUGUGAUGCUGUGCGGUGUGAUGCUGUGCUGUGUGAUGCUGUGCGUUGUGAUGCUGUGCGGUGUGAUGCUGUGCUGUGUGAUGCUGUGCUGUGUGAUGCUGUGCUGCGUGAUGCUGUGCUGUGUGAUGCUGUGCUGCGUGAUGCUGUGUGUUGUGAUGCUGUGCGGUGUGAUGCUGUGCUGUGUGAUGCUGUGCGGUGUGAUGCUGUGCUGUGUGAUGCUGUGCGGUGUGAUGCUGUGCUGUGUGAUGCUGUGCUGUGUGAUGCUGUGCUGUGUGAUGCUGUGCUGUGUGAUGCUGUGCUGUGUGAUGCUGUGCGGUGUGAUGCUGCGUGA